Messenger RNA from Anoplopoma fimbria (sablefish), 3445 nucleotides. RefSeq names its product v-rel avian reticuloendotheliosis viral oncogene homolog B (gene relb). NCBI's taxonomy places the organism in Eukaryota, Metazoa, Chordata, Actinopteri, Perciformes, Anoplopomatidae. Gene Ontology annotation, molecular function: DNA-binding transcription factor activity, RNA polymerase II-specific; RNA polymerase II cis-regulatory region sequence-specific DNA binding. The record is from RefSeq and is a predicted model, not a curated record. The coding region runs from base 310 to 2091 and encodes 593 amino acids. Gene Ontology annotation, biological process: cellular response to stress; inflammatory response; regulation of transcription by RNA polymerase II. The transcript is spliced from 11 exons. Gene Ontology annotation, cellular component: cytoplasm.
CCUUAGGUGCAUGCUGUCACCGUAGGGGGGGUUUCCCCUCUGGGAGGUAACGUGAGGGGAUUUCCAUUCCCCCAACCAGCCAAUCAGAGCGAGGUGUUGCGGAAACAAAAAAGUGAAGCAAAGAACGCUUCAGAAGACAUUCAACACAUGGACCCAAGUCCUUCAGACCGAGCGUACCCGUCCACACUCACCCCCGGGGCUGGUUUAUAUGAAAAGAGCUGUUUUUAAAAGAGAGAGGAGACUAAUACCGGAUAUAACCCGGUUAGGAGAGAAUUCAACGACAGUAUCUGUAAGGACUCCUCCCAUGCGAUGAACGACAUGGACAUCUUCACCGGGACCUCUGAUUCGCGAGGGCCUUCAGACUUUGAUCUCAUUCAUGAAAUCAUCACAGACCUGUCAGGUGCCUCCUUCCCUGGACCUCCUGCCCCCCCUGCUGACCUCAUCUGCCAGAACCUCAAGAUGCAACAACAGAGCUCCUCUCCGCCAUCUCAGCCGGUGCUGGUGGCUAGAGGCACUGCAUGUCAGCCAACCUGCACCUUCCCUCAGCCCCUGCAGCAGUUGAGCACUUCCAGAGAGAUGGCUCAUUCUUCCCGGGGAGCUUCCUCUCCAGCAGGUUUCCAGCGGCGUGGUCGAGGCUCCUCCUGUUCGAUGGCCUCUAAGAGCUCCCGUGGCGUUUCCUCUCAGAACCGCGGCGGCAGCGAAGCGGAGAUGCUGGAGCGGCUUCUGAAUAAUCCCAAGCUGGUGUUGGUGGAGGAGCCCAAGGAGAGAGGCAUGAGGUUUCGCUAUGAAUGUGAGGGACGCUCGGCCGGCAGCAUCCUGGGGGCGUCCAGUACAGAAGCCAACAAGAGUCAGCCUGCGAUAGAGAUUCAAGGUCCCAUUGACCACUUAAAGAGGGUCACAGUCACGGUUUCCUUGGUGACCAAAGACCCCCCACACCGGCCUCACCCCCACUGCCUUGUGGGUAAAGACUGCCCAAACGGUUCAGGCAUCUGCGUGGUCACGUUAAAUCCUCACAGCAACCGACGUCACAGCUUUGCUAACCUCGGUAUCCAGUGUGUGAGGAGGAAAGAGCUGGACUGUUCACUUCAGAAGAGAAGAAACCAAAAUAUCGACCCCUUUCAAACUGGUCACUCAAAGGGCAUUGAAGACAUGGACAUGAACUCUGUGCGUCUAUGUUUUCAGUGUGAGUUUGAAUGGGAAGACGGCAGAAAAGACAGUCUCAGCCCAGUAGUGUCUAAUCCCAUCUAUGACAAGAAGGCAACAACUACAUCACAGCUGAAGAUCGGGCGUUUUAACCAGUACAGAGGUUCCUGCACCGGCAAAACGGAGAUCUAUAUGCUGUGUGAUAAAGUACAGAAAGAUGAUAUAGAAAUCAUCUUCAGGCGAGGGUCAUGGAAGGCGAGCGGGGAGUUUGCCCAGACAGAUGUGCACCGUCAAAUCGCCAUCGUGUUUAAGACUCCGCCCUACCAGGACCAGGACAUCACGGAGGAGGUUGAAGUCAACGUGGUCCUGCGUCGCCUCUCGGACCAGAUGGAGAGCGAGUCUGUUUCCUUCACGUACCUGCCACACAACCCAGAUCCAUAUGAGGUGAAGCGGAAGAGAAAGAUAAAGUCAGACAUCAGCUUCAGCGAGAAACCUUGUGUGACAGAGAGUGCACCUGCAGCAGAGCAGCCCUUCCACAUUCAACUGCCUCAAACCAUGAUGUCUCCUAACGAGAGGCUUUGUGCUGCCCAGCCCGGGGCCUCCGCUUUAGGGGGAAUGUGUUACAACGAGAUCCAGGACCCAAACAAUGGCGAUGUAACAGCCAUCCUUAAUCAGUUGAUGGAAAUACCUCAACUAUGGGACAUGAUCCCCGACCCCAGCUUUACCUCGUCCGUGCCCUCUUGCUUUGAGCAGGGGCCCGAUGCCUGCUCCGCGUCAGCCAACCUGGAUAUGAACUUUAACCAGAACUUGGGCUCGUAUACUCAGGACUUUUCCCAGUACAGCGACUUGCAGUUCAACAUGCUCGUCAAUGAGAUUCAGACUCCGCAGACAGAGGGCCAGGACAGCCCCGCCAACAUGCUUCAGGUGAAGUCAGAAGAGGAGCUGUGAGGACCGAAUAGUCAGGAUCAUGAAACGCCCUUACACGCUCUCUCUGUGAAAUUUAAGAAUAACUUUGGCAUUUGGGGAAAUACGCUUAUUUUACUUUCUUGCAGAGAGUUAGAUGAGAAAAUUGGUACCACUCUCAUAUGAAAGAAUGGUUUGUAUUUCCCAAAAUGUCCAACUUCCCAAACAAGAUUAUGUUGUCCUGCGUCCAAGACUACUGCUUGCACUGUGAAAUGUGUUUGCCCUGUUGCUUACUCCAUAUCUUUGUCUGAAGACCUUGCUGGUCAAGGCUUUAGCAACCAGCAGGAGCAGGUUAACAUUCCUGCAUAUGUGCUUGUAAAUGCUGCCAGCACUAAUUGUCAGAUUCUCACAGUCAGCGUGGGGUUUUCAAAAGAGAGCUCUUGCAUCUAUAUUUAACUUGGGAUCAAUAGAAACCCUCCCAUGAAUUGCCAUCUAUUUUAGUGAAUGAUUGGUGAGGUAAGACUUAAAUAUCUGUCAUAUAAUGUUUGUCUAAGGUGACUCUUAUGUGCUUCAUCAUGAUUUUGGAAAAAUGACCUGACUUCCUACAAGAAAGAAGGAUUUUAGUUGUAACACAAAAGGUCUUAUGUACAGUAGUUUCAGAUCUGCUCUUCACAUUGUUCUUGCUUCCUCUAUUGAUGUGGCCAUCAAACCAGCUGGCUUGUUUAAUAUUUAAUCUUCUUAAACACAAUAGAAACCAGUCCUCCUCCUAUUUUUAGACUUUGUCUGUGUCAGUUUCUGCUGUUGUGCAGUUUCACUCUCGUGGUAAACAUUCAAAUUUCCGCUCGUCACGAGUCCAACUCCGCCCACCGCUGUAGCUUCGUAAUGUCAAUAUUUCAGAAAAGAAACAAUAAAAUGUCAGUCUGUGUUUUUUUGUCUUGUGGUUACUUCCUCUUAAGCUGACUGCUGCCUUGAUGAUCAAAUCAAUUUUGAAUGUGACCUUCAGCUACCUGCCUACAUACAGUACUAACCUGCUCGCUCACUUAUAAAAACAAUGAAGCUUGGCAACAACAACCAGUAGAUGUGUUUAUGCUUUUCACAUCUUAGCUUUAAAUGUAACAAGACAAUGUUGAAUGACCUGUUUGCCCAACAAAUUAGAUAGAAACAUUCUGGUGAAAGGUAUCCUCUGUUGUUUAUAAUGACAUCAGACACAUUGUGGUCGCAGCGUCUUAGCUUCACCCAAUUCCUUUUUUUUUUUUUUUAUCCUCGAGAACUUUCCACAUUUCCAGUAGUGGUUUCUGCUGAGUCGCAUGCUUAUCAGGAAACUCGUAAUACCACAUUGGGGAAUAUAAAUACAUAGACAGUGAUUGGGAAAUUACCACUAAUAUUAUCUGACCUUCAU